AUGGUUGUAAGUGAUACAUAGUCUCAAUUAUCACUAGCCAAGCUGGACUGACACAAUCACGCAGUUCGUACUCCUACAUCAGAUGCCUCCUCGUGCUGCUCUCCAUUGGAACUGGCCCCUUUUCUCAACAAGCCGUGGGGACCAGACUCUGCGACAAGCCUAUUCCCAAUGCCCAAGCAAAACUCCCUUACACCUAAUCAGGGGUUCCAACCACUCGCCUUAGCGCUGGAGACUACAUCACUGAACCCGGUCUCACCAGUCUCGUCAUUGGUGCAUCCAUAGGUGCGAUUGACGUGAACCCAUCGACGCUCCUGGAGGGUUGCACGACUGGCAACUGUUCUUUUCCAAGCCUCAUCGGGGACGUAUCCCUUUCCACCACGAGUAUCUGCUCAAAGUGUAUCGAUGCAGCACGUUACAUCCGAAACUGGAGGGUCAACGAGACCACCAUCGUCGGAAUUCCAGAGGUAGCCAACUUCACGGACAGCAGCACCGCCCGGACCAACUUUUUCUCCAAGAAGCAGUAUAGCAUCGAAUGGGCCCGGGAUGACUUUGACCAGUACUUUCUCUGUAUCUUGAAUGCCCCCGUCGAUAACCACACGUUCCUUGCCGCAACAUCACCUGGCUGCGAGUACAAAAACGACACAAGCCGCAUCAGCAAAUGCGUUCCUUCCUCCGCCACCAAUAUUCUUUUCGAUAUUUCAGGGCAGCUUAACGUAAUUGCUAAUGUCUUCGCACCUACAUGUUCGUUUUACUGGUGUAUGAGGCACCACAAGGUAGAAGUAGUGCAGGGCACGCUGUCCGAGAUGCUCGUCGCCGAGAGCCCGGGUUUCUUGACAGAGCCAUCUCUUGAACUCUAUAGGGAUGUCUCAUUCUGGAAGCCUACAUGUAAGGUAGGGGAUGAGGUCUUGGGCCUUACAAGAGCUAAAACGAUAGGCUACGACAACGAGUCUUUCAAGGUCCAGUUGAAGGGCUCUGGGACUGAACAACGUGAUAUACUCGCAAGCGCAAACUGUACCGUCAUGACCUCAUCACUCGGAAGACCAGCACUCCAGAAUACAUUGGCAGUCCUCGACAGCAGCUACAGCUACCGAGGAAGUGUACCUGUAGAAAGUAUACGGCAGAGAUGGGAGAACAACUUCUGCGGCCCCUGGAGUCUGACGGGCCUACUGAAUGGUGGCAGCAUGUCAUUCGCCUCCACUGUCAGCGCCACAGCUAGAGCUUGCACUGCUCUAACGAAUCGUAUGCGAGAGAUCAUGGUACAACGGAACUUCUUGGUCGACGAGUUCAACCUUGUGGCCGAGCCUGGCGGUUAUAUACAUGGGGAGGUGAUACAGACCGCCGUCUGUACUGAGUUCUUGUGGCGCUGGCUUCUUGGUCCUGCCUUGAUUCUGCUGGUCACGUUCGCCUUUCUGAUGUACUCGGUCGUUCGUUCGGUCGUCCGUAGGAAUCUCGAGCCUCUGUGGAAGAACUCACUGCUGUCAGCACUGUAUCUCAACCCAGGGUCCGAAUCACUUGCCAGUGAAGAUAGUAACAUGGAGCUAAAGAAGAGGGCGGAUAGUGACAUUGUGGCUCUGACUAAAACUAGCGAGAAUACGUGGGAGUUACUGAAGGAGGAGGAUCACGGCGACGAAUCACAGCGGGGGACAGAGUAUGAAAUGGUGAUGGACUGGUCAGAACGUGAGCAGUGA
Clonostachys byssicola is the source of this 1688-nucleotide messenger RNA. The record is from the annotation of a GenBank genome assembly. Lineage: Eukaryota; Fungi; Ascomycota; Sordariomycetes; Hypocreales; Bionectriaceae.